AUGCCGCCCCCUCACCUACCCUAUGAAAUGAAAACGGCAAUUGCAAAGUUUCUCACACGCAAACAAGACCUCAACGCACUGGCCCAAACUAGCCGAGAUUUCUAUCACGCCGUCAACCCUGUCCUUUACGAGAAAGCUGUCACCACACAUAGAUUAUCUAUUUUUAGGUGGGCUGCCAUGAACGGUCAAGUGUCGACCAUCCAGAUGCUUCUGGAGCACGGGGGCGAGGUUCCCCGGCCCGGUUCUUACGAGCUCCCUGAGUUUUACGAUACAGAUCACGUUGAAUACAAUCCUCGCCUAGAUGAGUUGAGGUAUGAUUACCGGUGGGCUCGCACCAUCACCUAUGCGGCAUAUAAUGGCCAUGUGGGGGUGGUUGAGUUAUAUCUUGACAAAAGAGGUGCCAGCCCAAAUCAUCGCGAUAGGGAUGGAUAUACGCUACUCCAUCACGCCGUUCUGAACAACCAUGACUCCUUAGUCCGAAUGCUCGUCGAAAGGGGUGCCUCUAUCAACCAUUGCAACGGUGAGGAUCAGACGCCACUUGUCGUCAAAGCCGCUGAAUUAGGAAACCUUGCAAUGGUCGAAUGCCUUCUGUCACCUACAAAGAAGAGAUACCCACGCAACUACCUAAAAUAUAUAUGUAGGGCAGUGCGCUCUGCCAUAUUCUCAAAGUCUGCGGUAGUUGUCGAGUUUCCGUUGAGUCAAGGUGCCCCUCUUGACAUUCCUGGCAAGGAAUUGUCGGGCGAUCCUUUCGCUGCAGCUUUCCUGAGCAACAAUAAGCGACUGCUCUCCUUGGUUCUUGAUCAUGGAGCCAAGGUGUCGGAUCGCCAAAGACUAGGUGUCUAUCGCAGGGCCGCCGAGGCAGAUUACGUAGAUAUGCUCAAGCUUGUGGUGGAAAAACGCCCUGGAUGGAGGUGCAAUUGA
This is a messenger RNA of Aspergillus sclerotioniger CBS 115572, 921 nucleotides long. Its product is annotated as ankyrin repeat domain-containing protein. Bases 1 to 921 code for a protein of 306 amino acids. Lineage: Eukaryota; Fungi; Ascomycota; Eurotiomycetes; Eurotiales; Aspergillaceae. Gene Ontology annotation, molecular function: protein binding. The transcript has a single exon. The record is from RefSeq and is a predicted model, not a curated record.